Messenger RNA from Schistocerca nitens (vagrant locust), 1149 nucleotides. Its product is annotated as coiled-coil domain-containing protein 42. Lineage: Eukaryota; Metazoa; Arthropoda; Insecta; Orthoptera; Acrididae. The record is from RefSeq and is a predicted model, not a curated record. The transcript has 7 exons. The coding region runs from base 40 to 1149 and encodes 369 amino acids.
AGAAAAUAGUUUAUCUCGGUAACACUGUAGCAAUCGUUGAUGUCAUGGAAACUGACAGUACUACUCCGUCAACAACGAAUCUGCUACUGUGCAUUCACCUGCGCAAAAAGGGCUUCCAGUAAUCGCCGGUUGAAAACAAGAGAAGAAGCACAUCAGUACUCGAAUCUUUUGCCCGAAGCGGAUGUGUCAGAAUACUUUAUUUCUAAAUUCAACGAGUCACUUAUCAAGAAGCUGCCAGAAUGGGACGCAGCGCGUUCAACGCCGACAAUGAGACUUGUGGAAUUAGAGCGUGACCUGAGGUAUGUGCUGCGACAACAAAGAGAAGGGAAAUCUGUAUCUGAACGGAAGAAGGACGAUUUGGAGAAACAGUGGAAAGAACUGAAUUCAAAAUCAUUGCAGCUGAAGGAGGCUCUUGUCCAUUUUAACACUCUAAUAGAGGAAAAUGAAGAAAAAAGAAAAAGGUCAGAAAACAAAAUUAAAACUGCUGAAAGUAUUUCUCUUCAAUAUGAACAGGAUAUAAAGCACUUGGAAAACAAAAUACAAAGACUACAUGAAGUCGAGCGAGAACUGAAAGUACAAAUUCAGAAACUGGAGUUUUAUGAAGACUACAUGAAUGAGGUAGUCGAACAGUCAGACUUCAAAAGCAUAGACGAGUUGGUGGAGCGGCACGAGACUCUGCUAGCUGCCCGGGAAGACCUGGCUCAGCGCCAGCUUCGUGAGAUGGACAACCUGGAACAAGUCCGGACCGCUAUGCUCGACCUGGAAGAGGAACGAUUUAGUACGAUUAUAGGACUGAACAACGAGGUUUCGCAGCUGGAAAGUGAGCUCGGAGCAGCGACCGACGAGGCCCUGCGCUGGGAGAGAGUCGUGUGUCAGGUGAAGUGCACGGCCAAGGCGACGUCUGCCGAGCUCACCCAGGUUAAAACUGCGUGCUGGAACCUACAUCAGCUCAUGUCCAAGCGGAAGUGGAAGUGCUUGCAGACAACGCACGACGAAAAAGACUGGGAAGGGCAGCUCGUGGAUAUUAAAGCCAUAAUUAAAAUCACCAGGCAGAUUCUUGCAGAAGCACGAAAACUUGUUGAGGAGGAACAAAAUACCGUGGUCGCUGUUGUUGAUGAGCCCUUGCGCGGAGAGGAAACUGACGAGUGA